Exophiala dermatitidis NIH/UT8656 is the source of this 681-nucleotide messenger RNA. RefSeq lists its product as uncharacterized. Lineage: Eukaryota; Fungi; Ascomycota; Eurotiomycetes; Chaetothyriales; Herpotrichiellaceae. The transcript has 2 exons. Gene Ontology annotation, cellular component: precatalytic spliceosome. Gene Ontology annotation, biological process: RNA splicing. Bases 1 to 681 code for a protein of 226 amino acids. The record is from RefSeq and is a predicted model, not a curated record.
AUGUGGGACAAGGACGAAAAGGUCGAUUCGCGGCCAUCCUCGAGUGGCAGAGACGCAAAACCUAGGCCACAUUAUGGCGACGAUAGGACUGGGGACCGGAGCUCUCGGCGCGACGAUGACCACCGUAGAAAGCGGUCCCGAUCCCGAGAAUAUUACGAAAGGAGGAGAGAUCGAAGUCGAUCUGGGGAGAGAUCACGUCGCGAGAGAGAUAGAGGUGCGAGGGACCGGGAUGUUAAUGGGACUGGCAGGCGGGAAAGGAGCAGAAGUCGUGACAGACACCGGCCGGCUAGAGAUUAUCGCAACGAUCGCCCGUCUCGGCGGUCACGCUCCCGGUCCCCGGUAACAAAUGGCGGCAGCACCUCUGUGCGGACACGAUCACCCCCUCGACGGACAGAACACGACCGGCCGCGGUCACGAGAGAGAAAGGGCGCAGGUGAAUUGAAAGCUGGACCAGUGGAGAAAGAGACCGCGUCGACGAAUGGCGACCACAUGGCGGUCGAUGAACUUGAUGAAGAAGAACUCUUGAAGAAAAUGAUGGGGUUUACCACUUUCAAGACUACGCAAAACAAGAAAGUCCCUGGGAAUCAGAUUUAUGGUGUGAGGAAGGAGAAGAAGACAGAAUACCGACAGUAUAUGAACCGGGUGGGAGGCUUCAACAGACCUUUGAGUCCUACGCGGUAG